Messenger RNA from Rattus rattus (black rat), 486 nucleotides. RefSeq names its product calcyphosine (gene Caps). The record is from RefSeq and is a predicted model, not a curated record. NCBI's taxonomy places the organism in Eukaryota, Metazoa, Chordata, Mammalia, Rodentia, Muridae. Gene Ontology annotation, cellular component: vesicle. Gene Ontology annotation, molecular function: calcium ion binding.
AUGGACACUGUGAAUGCCCCCAAGGAGGGGCCCCAGGCAUCCAGACACAGAUUUUUCCACUGCCUGGACAAGGAUGGCAGCCAGUCCCUGGAUGCAGGGGAGCUGAGGCCGGGCCUGGCACAGCUGGGGCUGGAGGUGGGCAAGGCAGAGGCUCUGUGCAGGCACUGGGACUGUGAUGGCAGUGCCCUGGACCUGGAGUUCCUACAGGUGCUACAGGUGAGGCUGGACUCAACUCAGGAAGCUGUCAUUGUAGCUGCCUCUGCCAAGCUGGACCAGACUGGGGAUGGUGUGGUGACCACAUGAGGGGUGUACAGUGGAGAGUGGACAAAGGAUGAGGUCUUCCACCAAUUCCUCUACAAUUUUGACACUUUUGAGAAGGAUAGGCAGGUCACAUUACCUGAGUUCCAAGACUACUACAGCAGACUCAGCAACUCAAUGGAAGACCCAGAGUUUGUGGCCAUGGUGAGCAGCACCUGGCACCUCUGA